AUGAUGCGACGCGGAUUGAACUUCGUCCGCAACAGCCGACGGAGCAGCGAAGGUGCUGAAACGACGACGUCCUCUUCGUCCUCCUCCACUAAGGACGACGGCGCGGCAUGGGAGAUGAGACCCGGCGGGAUGCUGGUGCAGAAGCGCUGCGAGGCUUCCUCGAACGACGCGCCCCCGCCCAACCUCCGCCUCCGCGUCGCCCACGGCGCCGUGAGGUACCAGAUCUCGGCGAGCUCGCUCUCGACUUUCGGCGAAUUGAAGAAGCUCCUAGCGGCUGAGACCGGGCUGGAGCCGCGCGAGCAGCGGCUGAUUUUCCGGGGAAAGGAGAGGGAGAACAGCGAGUAUCUGGAUUUCUGCGGUGUGAGGGACAAGUCGAAGGUGGUGCUGGUGGAGGAUCCGGCGAGCAGGGAGCGGCGGAUGGUCGAGAUCCGGCGGAACGCGAAGAUUCAGGCCGUCCAUUGCCUGAUUGACGGCGUGGCUGCGGAGGUGGACAGGCUGGCAGAGCAGGUUGGAGUAAUAGAGAAAUCAAUUGCAAGUGGUAAGAAAGUAGCAGAGCUACAGAUCACAACUUUGAUUGAAAUGCUAAUGAGACAAGCUGUGAAAUUGGAUAGCAUCACAGCUGAUCAAGCUUCAGAUGCAUGUGCAAAGAAGCAUUCACAGGGCGAACUGGUGCGAAAAUGCGUGGAGAAGCUUGACGUUCUCAAGGUGUCGAAUGCCAAGCAGAAGGUACAACCGGUUGUGAGCAGCGAUAAUUGGGAGACCUUCGAACCAUCUAUCGGUUCAAACAAAUGGGAACUCUUUGAUUGA
This is a messenger RNA of Striga hermonthica, 807 nucleotides long. NCBI's taxonomy places the organism in Eukaryota, Viridiplantae, Streptophyta, Magnoliopsida, Lamiales, Orobanchaceae. The record is from the annotation of a GenBank genome assembly.